Molecule: messenger RNA, 1128 nt
Organism: Hordeum vulgare subsp. vulgare (domesticated barley)
Lineage: Eukaryota; Viridiplantae; Streptophyta; Magnoliopsida; Poales; Poaceae
Product: protein tfg-1-like
Exons: 2
Coding region: 312-812 (166 amino acids)
Source: RefSeq, a predicted model, not a curated record
AUCACUUUACCAGCACAAUCCUUGGCACAGUGGCAUCAAUUAGCACUGCAUUUUAGCAGGUACACUUAACAACACAUCGAAACCACUCCCCCAUUCCUUUCCACCUCCUCCCCAAUCCCGAUUAUAAACCCCCAACACCUCUUCUUCCCCCUCACGUCUCCAUCACCUUCUUCCACUUCCCUCCAUCAGCUCGCCAUCAUUCACACACCACCGCAUGCAGUAGGCAGUAGCCACACUCCACUGCCAUCGCUCUCACGCACAGACAGCAUCACCGGCUUGCCUACACCGCACUCCCGUCGCUCUCAGCUGCCAUGGCGUCCUACAGGCUGCUGGUCAUCCUCGUCUUCUCCGCGCCGCUCCUCGACGCCGCAGCCGCCGACACCUCCUACCAGGCCGACUGCCCCUACCCGUGCCUGCUGCCGCCGCCCACGCCGCCGGCCUCCACCGCCGACUGCCCGCCGCCGCCCUCCGCGCCGUCCGGCUCCGGCUACGGGUACCCGCCCCCGUCCUCCUCCGGGAACGCGCCGCCGUCGCCCUCGUACUGGAGCAACCCUCCGCCCUCUGGCGGCUACAUUCCCGGCUACUACCAGCCUCCCUCCGGCGGGGGUGGCGGAGGAGGCGGAGGCGGUGGAGGAGGUGGCGGGAACUACGGGCCGGCGCCGCCCCCGCCCAACCCGAUCCUGCCGUGGUACCCAUGGUACUACCGGUCCCCGCCGUCCUCGUCGGCGGUGGCAACAACGGGGAGCGCGUGGGCGGCCGUGCUCUGCUUGGUGGCCGCCGCAACUGCCGCUGCUGCUCUCGUCGGUUACUAGAGAGGUGCAAGGUUGACGUGGAAAGGCGGCUUUUCCCGGCCCGUGACGAGCAACUUCCGGAAAAAGUUGAGAGCUUUGCGAGGUGCAGGAAAGUUUCCGUGUGGAUCGUCGCUGAUCGAUCGGCAUGAUGCAUGGCGCCGGACAAGCAAGGAAUCGAUCAAAAGAGGAAGCGGGGGAAGGGCAGCGCGCAGCUGGCUACGUUGGAGUUUGGGGGAAAGCAAGGAAACAAGAUAAGUACUGUCAGGCUGAGUAGCUAGAGCAUGCAUGGUGACCAUCGAUUAUGCAUGCUAGCUAGCUAGGGCGCCGAUCGGGUGCG